Oikopleura dioica is the source of this 2514-nucleotide messenger RNA. Lineage: Eukaryota; Metazoa; Chordata; Appendicularia; Copelata; Oikopleuridae. The record is from the annotation of a GenBank genome assembly.
AUGGGUCCGGAAGCGACUGAAAUUUGCACUUUUCUGGUUGUAAAGUACGGUUCGUUGGAUGACCUUCGCAAAUUGAUCGAGCGCGGCGCGGCUGUUUCCGGACGGACGCUGUUUGAAAGGAGCACGCUCCAUUUUGCCGCCUAUCAUGGAAGAACCGAGUUUAUUCACCUGCUCCUUGGGGCUGGGGUUGGCGCGGGACACAAGGAUUACCAAGGGCUGACUGCGAAAGAAUAUGCGACGAAGAACGGAUUUUACGAGACAGCUAGAUGGUGCUGGCUUGGGCAGUUUAACUAUGGCCGACAUGGGGGAGUAAUGAUGCCCAAGGAGGAUAAGAAGAGCUCUGCGGGGAGCAACAGGUCGGAGAAGAGGCCGAAAAUGAAGGAGAAAGUCGAAUCGGCGCCUGUGAAAUCGUCGCAACUUCCAAGACAAAAAUCACGAAAAAUGGUCGUAAACUGGCUGCGAGAAAGUUCCGAAGCCAUUCCAAAUGUCGAAAAAACCGAAUCCGUUGCAAAAUCCGAUUUUGUUCGUGGCAAAAACUACGAGCGACCCUCCUCCACCUCCCGCCCAAGAAGUUCCUCGAAGAAACAAAAAGCUCCAAAACGAGUCCAACUACUCGCUCCAGCUGGCGCAGGCGAAGGAUCGACAGAAUAUCGCAAAACGCGAUUUAGUCGAGAGCGCCCGCCAGAGCUGGACGAGGCAGUCAGAAGAUCUCAGAAUAAUCAUCUCACUGUCGAUCCCCCUCCAUCACGUGUUCGUUUCCCUGAAGAAAAUGAUGAGCCCGAAAAAACGAAAAAGAACUUUCGCAAGACGAAAUUCUCCCUCAAUCGUCCAGACGGCCUGGACGAACUUGUCAAAUCCGUGGAUAGAACUCCUGAACCCAAAGUAUCCAAAGGCGUUUGCUUCGCCAGUGAAGACGAAAGCGAAGAUGAAAGACCAGAAAAAUCGAGGUUCAGAAAGACAAAAUUCUCGAGAAAUCGACCGGAAGGACUUGAUCAGCUGAUAGAAAAGACCAAGAAAGUUGAAGAACCGCAAGUGAGGGAAGAAAAAGGCGUUUCUUUCAUGAGCGAGGAGCAAGAAGAAGAUCAAGAAAAAAUCAAGUUUCGAAAAACAAAAUUUUCCCUUUCUCGACCAGAAGGAAUCGACGAAAUCGUCCAAAACACAAAAUCAGAAGACCCUUUCUUUCUCACUCAGAAUGACGAUCUGUCUGAGUCCGAUUCUGAAAACAAGAAACAGCGGUCCAUUUCAUUCGCGGACGACGAAGAAGACAAUAACCGCUCGUCAAGGCCGAAAAUAACAAUCGCGGAAAAACCACCAAGCCCCCAAAUCUCCAUCCAGACAACACCAGCCGAUUCAGUCGAUCAAUUUAUCAAACUCGAAACCGAUAAAAUAAAAUCGAAUGAAAUCAAGGAAGAAAACUCGGAACCAGAAGUCACUUUUACAGAAGAACGAUUCCAGCAAAAGGAUUGGGUCUACCGACUUUCUUUUCUACAAUCCCGAAAUAAGGAAUUCACGCUUCCAGUUUCCGAAACUCGCGAAAAAACGCCCGAACCGAAGACGGAACUUACCGACCCAGAAGUAUCAUUUCGAGUUUCAAUAACUCCUGCCGCCGGAGAAUCAAAAUUGCUAGACCAGCGACCUUCUAUCCCUCCAACAACUCUUCAAGGAAACAACCGACAACAGAGACCGACAAGUUCUAGUACUUCAAAUGUUCCCCGGCCAAGGCCAAAAUUGGUUCAGAGGGCAAAAACUUCGCAUGAUCUCCUGGAACAAGAACGUCAAAAAAAAGAAGCCGAAGAAAAACGCCGUGCCGAAGCCGAAGCAGCUUACCAACAAUGGGUCAAGGCAAAGAAAAACGUCAAGCUGCGUCGCUUGACUCCCUCUCCUCCGCCGGAAAGAGAUCUCAAAUGGUAUGAAAACAAGAAGAGAAUGUUUGAGCCUGGGUCUUACUCUGAAAGACCGCGACCGAAAACUCAACCGAAUUCGACUCAAAAUUCGCGACCCACACCGAUCUACAGUGAAGUUCAUAAGCCAAGAAAAUAUGACGGAAAUGGCAUCGCGUUCGAAGAAUGGCUAGCCAGAAAGCAAAAUGAACAAAGGUCCUCAAAUCCAAAUCACCAGGAGUCGCAAGAAGAAACGAAAAAGAAAAAUGAUGAGAUGAGGCAAAUGAUGGCAGAGGAAAAAUUCAAAGAAUGGCUGAACAAAAAGCUUGAGCAACGGCAAAAAGCAACAGCACAAGAAAACAAGGACAGAUACGAAGCUCAUAAGCGAAAUACGACAAGCGAGAAUCAACUGUCUUUCGACGCCUGGCUCGAGAAAAAGAACGACCAGCAGAAGCAGCUUCAACGCGUCCUUCGCCAAAUCAAGAGGGAGGAGCAAAAACGAGCAGAAGAGGAACGAGAACGAAGACAACAAGGACUGUCUUUUGAAGACUGGAUCGCUGUAAAAUCUGGAAAAAGGUUGAGAUACAAAUUCACUCACAAAGCAAAAAUAGCUAAACUAACUCACUCUAACUAA